Molecule: messenger RNA, 2871 nt
Organism: Sarcophilus harrisii (Tasmanian devil)
Lineage: Eukaryota; Metazoa; Chordata; Mammalia; Dasyuromorphia; Dasyuridae
Gene: PPAT
Product: phosphoribosyl pyrophosphate amidotransferase
Exons: 11
Coding region: 228-1784 (518 amino acids)
Biological process (GO): purine nucleobase biosynthetic process; purine nucleotide biosynthetic process
Molecular function (GO): amidophosphoribosyltransferase activity
Source: RefSeq, a predicted model, not a curated record
CCGCUAGUCUAGUGAAAAGCCGCCUCGGGCUCGGGUGGAGUUGGCGCGAGACGGACUCGGCGCGAGCUGCUGCGGAAGGGGGCCGGGAGCCACGCGCACUGCCUCGCGGGAGCCACGUGCCGCCGCCGGAGCGAGGGAAAUCCCCGGGAAGGAGGGAAAGCCGCGCGGCCGGUGGGUUCACGCGGGGCCGAGGCCCCGGCCACGGCCACGUGCUUUUUGGCGGUGGGAUGGAGCUGGAGGAGAGCGGCAUCCGCGAGGAGUGCGGCGUGUUCGGCUGCAUCGCCUCGGGAGAGUGGCCCACGCAACUGGAUGUGCCCCAUGUGAUCACCCUAGGGCUCGUGGGGCUCCAGCACCGGGGUCAGGAGAGUGCUGGAAUUGUGACAAGUGAUGGAUAUGGUUUAAUGCCAACAAUUCGAACCCACAAGGGAAUGGGUCUUGUAAAUCACGUAUUUACUGAAGAUAAUUUGAAGAAGCUAUAUGUCUCAAACCUUGGAAUUGGUCACACAAGGUAUGCCACAACCGGGAACUGUGAAUUAGAGAAUUGUCAGCCCUUUGUUGUUGAAACUCUCCAUGGGAAGAUUGCAGUGGCACAUAAUGGAGAAUUAAUAAACUCUGUUCGUCUGAGGAAAAAGCUUUUGCGCCAUGGAGUUGGGCUGUCGACAGGUUCUGACAGUGAGAUGAUCACCCAGUUGCUGGCAUAUACACCUCCACAUGAAAAGGAUGACAGCCCUGACUGGGUGGCAAGAAUUAAGAAUUUAAUGAAGGAAGCCCCUACAUCAUAUUCCUUACUUAUUAUGCACAGAGAUGCUAUUUAUGCAGUAAGAGAUCCUUAUGGAAAUCGCCCCCUGUGUAUUGGACGUCUUAUUCCUGUCUCUGAUAUAAAUGGAAGAGGAAGAAAUAAUUCUGCAACUGAAGGAUGGGUGGUAUCAUCUGAAUCCUGCAGUUUUUUAUCUAUUGGUGCAGUGUAUUAUCGUGAAGUUUUGCCAGGAGAAAUUGUGAAAAUAUCCAGACAUAAUGUUCAGACUCUUGAUACUGUACCAAGGUUUGGAGGAGAUCCAGUGGCUUUCUGUAUCUUUGAAUAUGUUUAUUUUGCAAGACCGGAUAGUAUAUUUGAAGGUCAGAUGGUAUACACAGUUAGACACCGAUGUGGUCAGCAACUGGCCAUUGAAGCCCCUGUGGAUGCAGACUUGGUUAGCACUGUUCCUGAAUCAGCCACACCAGCAGCUCUUGGUUAUGCAGGAAAGUGUGGUCUUCCAUAUGUAGAAGUACUUUGUAAAAAUCGAUAUGUAGGAAGAACCUUCAUUCAACCAAAUAUGAGAUUAAGACAGCUUGGUGUGGCAAAAAAAUUUGGAGUCCUUUCUGAUAAUUUUAAAGGCAAACGGAUUGUCCUGAUAGAUGAUUCCAUCGUAAGAGGCAAUACCAUUUCACCCAUUAUUAAGUUGCUCAAAGAAUCUGGAGCAAAAGAGGUUCAUAUUCGAGUAGCUUCACCACCAAUAAGAUUCCCAUGCUACAUGGGAAUAAAUAUUCCAACAAAAGAAGAGCUUAUUGCCAAUAGGCCUGAAUUUGAUGAUCUUGCAAAAUAUAUAGGGGCUAAUAGUGUUGUAUAUCUAUCUGUGGAAGGUUUAAUAUCAUCUGUGCAAGAAGGGAUGAAAUUGAAGAAGCAGAAAAUAGAGAAGCAAGAAAAUAUAAUUCAAGAAAAUGGAAAUGGUCUGAAAUACUUUGAGAAGCAUGGGCAUUGUACAGCAUGUCUCACUGGAGACUAUCCUGUAAAAUUAGAAUGGUGAAUGUGUCAUUGAGUGGUGGUUGGAAAAAGGGGGAAAAAAAGGUAUGAUAUAAAAUUGAACUUAAAAAAUCAAAAGUUGUGAAUCAAAAGUUAUGCCUUAUGUGUUCCUAAAAGUAGUUUUUAACACCUCAAAUCCUGCAACAUGGUUUUGUUUGCCUUUGUAAUCUUGUUUAUUUGUUUUUUUUAAUAAGAUGUGAAAACCAAAGUGUUUUAAUAUCUUGAAUAUCCUAGAUUUAAUAUACUCAUGUAAUAUUAUCUAGGAAUGUUGGGUAUUGCUUUCAGCUUUAUCAAAUAGUUCAGCAAAAGCUCUUAGGGCACUGUUAGUGGGAUUUUACAAAUUUUGUUUGAAGCUAUCAAACAAAUAUAGGACAAAAUUUCAAGUUUGUGCUACAAGGGGAUUUCAGUUACCAUACUUGCCAAAAAAAUUCUCAUAGGAUUUUACUAUUUUUAUUUAAUGAAAUAAAUUGCCUCAUUUUAUUUCUGAAUGCUUUCAUAAUUUUUUUUCAUAAAUCAGUGUCUUAGCAUAGCAGAAUGGGAGAGGAGGCCUUUCUUAUUUGCUACAUUGGUAUAUGUACUAUCUAUACCAGUUUCACUAUUACAAGGCAGGUGAGUUGACAAGGUGUUCAUAACUUCAAGAAUAUCUCAGAAAAGAGUAGAAUGAAGAGUCCAUGGGGAUUUGUUGUAUACAGUACAGAUAUGUUGUAUGGAAACUGUAGUAGUUCAAAGUAUUUGUUGAUUCAUAUCCCCAAAUUUUUCUAUCACUGAAAAAUAAAACUAUCUAGACCAGGGAAUUCAUGGAGUUAAAAACAAUUUUUAAAAAAAUAACUGUCUUUCACUUGUAAUUUGUUUCAUUAUUAAACUUAUGUAUUUUAUUUUAUUUUUAAAUGCUUGCGGUCUCAAGGGGCUUGGGGGAGGAAAGGAAACAAUUUGAGACUCAAAUUUUUAAAAAAUGUUUAAAAAAAUUGUUUACUGUGAUUGAGAAUAAAAAUUAAAUGUUAAAAAAAGUAAUUUGAGAAGAGGUUCUUAGACGUCAUGAGACUGCCCGUGGAAUAAUAAAGAAUCCAUGGACCUAGGAUAAAAACUAGGAA